CCUGCUGUUGAAACUUCCGGCAUGGUGUGUAUUUGAGGUUCCGAGCAGCUUUAAAAGGCCGAUCUUCGGUUUCCAUCCGUUAAUGUGCAUCACCACAACAUGAAGCGGGUCAUGGCAUAAACAUGGCCCACAAAAGAAGCUUUUUCCUCGAAGCCCUGGAUAGAUCUGAGACCAGGAGAGAUGGAGGGUUCAAACACAGCUGGAGCUUUUCCCUUCCUGGUGACAGUGAGACGGAGAAGAGACAAGAAGCGAGCGUGGUGAGCGUGGAGGAGAUGGAGCGGCAGCAGAUGACCUCCCCGGAGGAGAAGUCUCCUCCUUUAAGGCACUACAGUUCUUCUGAUCCGCUGAGGACGUAUGGAAACCGAUCCAACACCCACAUCAGGUCUCUGAACAGACUGGGCCCCAGAAGAUCCGGCGAGGUCCCGCUCCCACUACCAACACCCUCCUCCACGGCCACCAGAACCAACUUUAACUUAAUCCUCACUUCGGCACUUGCUCCAGGCAUCAUGUUACAGGGUCGGCACUUUCAGCACGCUCAGGUCCCGUCGAUAAUCAGGAAACCGGUUCAAAGAAACAGCUGCUCAUCCACACAACAAGCCGUGGAAGUGGACAGCAUUGUCCUCACCUGUCCAGAGCCUCCAGAAGAAGAAACGCUGAACAUAAAACGCCGUGUACAGCAGAAGAGGAAACCGCUGGAGAACGUCUGUUUUUCCCCUCAGCUCAAAGUAACAGAGCCCGUUCGGACCACCAUCUACCACACGGUGUGCCUGAAGUGCAACAAGCCGAGUGAGGACAGCAGUAGGUGCCUGAGCUGUGGAAGCAGUGAGUCUCUGGUGGGCUCGCAGGCCGCCUCGUCCUCCCCGAGCCCCAGACCCUCCAUCAGGUCCCAGCCUUCCCCCGGACCAAACGGCCUCCAGCAGAACUUCUACAGACCUGGAGCCACCAUGAAAGAACCCCUGCCGGUACAGAUCACCGGCAGCAGGGCGACGCCGCUGCCUUUGAGCAACGGCAGAAUCCCCCUGUUAGCCGGGACGUCCAGUUACUGCAGGGCUGGGACACCGACCAAAGGGAAGACGAGGGCAGCAGGACAGCAGCCUGAGCUCAACGAUCCCAUUGUCCUGUCCAGUGACGAUGAGGAAGAGGAGGCAGAAACAGGCAGUACUGGAAGCGUGAACAGAUGGGACAACGUUUCCCCUCGACCCGCCGACUCCGCCCACUCCUCUCCGGCGCCCUCAGGAGGCAGAGUGGAGGCUGCGGUGAAGAGUGCUGACGAGCUGGAGGACCUGAACACUGAAUUCUUUGAAGACGUCAGCACAAAGAUCACGAUCCCACGGAGAGCGCGGAUGAAAGAUCAGGUAUUUGGGAAUCAGCCUCCUGCUGAGCAGCUUCCACCCAAGAGAAAGAAGGCCAAAGUCACGCCUACCAAGUGUGACAGCAUCAUCCUGGAGUGUCGGAGCGUUCGGAUAGGAACUCUGAGGCGGAUGGUGACGAACCCCGUCAUCUUUUCUGUGGACAGCAUCCAGGUGGAAGCUGAAGGUGCAGAGACCGGGACCAUCGAGAAGGUCUACCUUAAAACGUCUGAGCUGAUCAGCUGCGAGUGGUGCAGCGUCCGGAAACUUCCCGUCCUGUUUUUCCAGACGACAGUGGACGAGUGUCUCCGUCUGCGCUCCCAGCUCAACAUGUCCCAGGAACAGGGAGGCCAGUGGUAUGACUGCUCCGCAGACCAGGUAGACGAGAAGUACAUCGUCCUGAUCUUCGAGAACGGCCUGGUGAUGAAGGAGCAGAUGAUCCUGGAGGACAUCCUGACCAUCAUCGGCAGGAACAACAACCUCAGCAGCUUCCCCACCAAGCUGACCUUUGAGGAGGCCAACAUCCGCCUGGUCAACUACAACAAGGCUUCCAGCCAGAAGAUUGAGAAGGUGAAGCCAGAGCAAACGUCUCCCAGCUCCCCAGUGUUGUCCCCUGUAUCGGCUGUCGGUAUGUCCACACGCACACGGAUGGCCACACGCCAGCAGACCAGCUCAUUCUUUGAUGAGGACGAUAUGACCGACCUACAGCCUACCUUCUCCGGACCGGUCAUGAAGCUCAUGGUGUACCCUCCGCCUCCAGCCAAAGGUGGGAUAUCGGUCACUAAUGAAGACCUGCACUGCCUUAAUGAUGGAGAAUUCCUGAACGAUGUCAUAAUAGACUUUUAUUUAAAAUAUUUAGUUUUGGAAAAAUUAAAAAAAGAAGAUGCACAAAGAAUCCACGUCUUCAGCUCAUUCUUCUACAAAAGGCUGAACCAGAGGGAGCGCCGGACCGGACCGGACACAACGAACCUGCCAAUCCAGAAGAGAAAGCACAACAGGGUAAAGACGUGGACCCGGCACGUAGAUCUGUUCCAGAAGGACUUCAUUUUUCUUCCCAUCAACGAGUCAGCUCACUGGUAUCUGGCGGUCAUAUGCUUCCCGGGCCUGGAGGGUCCGGUGUUGGAGAACAACCCAAUGUAUCUUGACCUGCCUCCAGCCUCCAGCUCACCUGCCGAGCUGCAGUCAGAGGAGAACAUCCCGGACCACUGCCGCCCUCUGUCUCCGGACGGAGACGGAUUGGACUGCUCGUCGGAGGAGCCGUCCCCCAAUGUCCCAGAGGAGUCUGCGGAGGCUGACGGUGACCCCGCCCAUGAAGACUGCUCCUUCUCAGAGGGAGGUCAGGAACCGCUGGGAACCAGCCAGGCUGAACCUCAGAGGCAGUACAGCAGCGAGCUGCACCGUAUCAGUGUGUGUUACGGUUCAGGACACGGAGAUGACACCUACACCUUUUCUGAUGACCAAAGGUCCUGUCAGGACGAGUGCAGCGACGAUGGGAAUCUGGCUGAAGACGCCGGCACCUCCGAUGUUUCCAGUUUAGCUUCCAAACCGAUCAUCUGCAAACAGCCUUGUAUUCUCAUCAUGGACUCUUUGCGAGGUCCGGCCAGGUCCAGCGUGGUGAAGACUCUCAGAGAGUACCUGGAAGUGGAGUGGGAGGUGCGGAAAGCGACUCAGCGGAGUUUUGGGAAGGACGUGAUGAAGGGCUCCAGCCCACGUGUGCCUCAGCAGGAUAACUUCAGCGACUGUGGAGUUUACAUCCUGCAGUAUGUGGAGAGCUUUUUUGAGGAUCCCAUUCCCAGUUUCCACCUCCCCAUGAACCUGUCAGAGUGGUUUCCUCAGCAGCGGAUGAAGACGAAGCGCCAGGAGAUCAAGGAGCUGAUCCUGAAGAUCAAAGAUCAACAAGAACAGGACAAGAAGGAGUCGGACCAGGUGGAUGCUCCACCCAGCUCGCCCGAGGAGCCGGAGAUUGAAGAGACUCACGGAUCAAAUCUGUCCAUCAGCCCCUGAGAGAAUCGUCCACCUCAUCUCAUCGGGGACUGACCUGGAUUCUUCACUGCUGGCUUUCAUCAACAUUUCUCCAGUGGUGCUCAGCUGCCUCCGUUUGUUAACCACACACAUUAGACUUGAAGUUUGUACUGAGUGAGACAUCACCUGUAAAUAUGCUGCCUUUGUAAUUUCCUGUUUUAGAACUCAUCCAUGGAGUGGCCCAGUAAGUUAUGGUUUCAUACAUGUUCUCCUCCUCUGUCCAGGAGGGUGUGAGCAGAAGUCACUGUUUUGAUCUUGCAUCAUUAUUUUUUAAGCUUUCACCUUGUUUAGAGGAAGGUAAUGGUAAUAAAGUGAGAUCAUUGUGAGUUAAGAGUCCGCCCACAUGGAGGAAAACAAGCUGUUAGCAGUAGUUAGGUGCUUGUUGUGUCUCUGCAAUGUGGAGUGGGUGAAUUUUCAACAUUAAAAACAAACUUAGAUGCAAGAGCA
Molecule: messenger RNA, 3818 nt
Organism: Girardinichthys multiradiatus
Lineage: Eukaryota; Metazoa; Chordata; Actinopteri; Cyprinodontiformes; Goodeidae
Gene: senp6a
Product: SUMO specific peptidase 6a
Exons: 23
Coding region: 123-3353 (1076 amino acids)
Biological process (GO): regulation of kinetochore assembly; regulation of spindle assembly; protein desumoylation
Cellular component (GO): nucleus; cytoplasm
Molecular function (GO): SUMO-specific endopeptidase activity
Source: RefSeq, a predicted model, not a curated record